GCGACUUCCAUUCCCUCUCCCCGACCACAUCUUCCAUCUUCUGUGCUUUCAGAUACCCGACAUCUUUUGAUCUUUCGCAACCCCCUCCGCUCCCCCCCAGUUACGCCCUCCCCCGACGGAAGUUGUCUCUCCGUCCGCUCCGUUUUCCAAAACCGCUGCCCCGCCACUGUCUUGUGUAGACUACAUCGCCGUCCUCGAACAACCCCGUGUCGAACGCAUACAGUCACCGCUCCCUCCCCGUUGGCGAACUUCACCACCUGGCCUACCGGCUCUGGGAGCAUCGCAGCCCCAACGGCCUCGUCCAUCGGCCAUGACGAAGCCGCGGCUCAUCAUCCUGGUUCGCCACGCGCAGUCCGAAGGCAAUAAGAACCGCGAGAUCCACCAGUCGAUACCUGACCACCGUGUCAAGCUCACGCCCGAUGGCUGGAACCAGGCGCACGAAGCCGGCCGCCGCCUGCGCAACCUCCUCCGCCCCGACGACACCCUCCACUUCUUCACCUCGCCGUACCGCCGCACGCGGGAGACCACCGAGGGCAUAUUGUCCACGUUAACUUCAGACGAGCCCGGGCCCUCGCCCUUCCGCCGCGCCAACAUCAAGGUCUACGAGGAACCCCGCCUGCGCGAACAGGACUUUGGCAACUUCCAGCCGUGCAGCGCCGAGAUGGAGCGCAUGUGGCAGGAGAGGGCCGACUACGGCCACUUCUUCUACCGUAUCCCAAACGGCGAGAGUGCCGCUGACGCCUACGACCGUGUGAGCGGCUUCAACGAGUCUCUCUGGCGGCAGUUUGGCGAGGACGACUUUGCGAGCGUAUGCGUAUUAGUGACGCACGGCCUCAUGUCGCGUGUCUUCCUCAUGAAGUGGUACCACUUCACUGUUGAGUACUUUGAGGAUCUGCGCAACGUUGAUCACUGCGAGUUCCUCAUCAUGCGCAAGCAAGAAAACGGCAAGUACCUCCUUGAGACGAAGCUGCGCACCUGGUCCGAGCUUCGUCGCGAGCGUGCUCUCACCCUCGCAAAGGAUGGGGCUGGCAGCGGCACCGUAAGCAGCAGCAACAGUAACAGCAACGGCAAUGGCAACGGCGCGGCCAAGGACGAGACCAAGCUCGAGCGCAACAAGACCUUCGUGGUAACGCGGCGCUGGGGCGGCUGCCCAGACGGCUGCAACCACACGAGUCACUACAAGAAGAGGCACGAUCUCGAGGCUUUGCGCCAGAAGGACAUAGAGCACAGCGCUCAGGCCAGCAACGGCAGCAGCAGCAACAACGCGGGGCUGACGAUUGCGAGCCGGAGGCAGCAGCACCGUCAUCAGCAGCUCAUCAGCUCCGACGACGGCGACGACGAGCAGAGCGACUACCGCCCCGCUCCCACUGUCGAGGUCAUCGCCACCCUCACCCCCGACGCGCCUCUGUCCUCACCUGACGGCACGCCCUCCUUCAUCACCGCCGAGGACCGCGUUCGCGCCCUCAAGUCCCCGCACCUGCACGUCGGGCGCGACUUUGGCGGCACGUACUCGGGCCACGCCUCUCUCGCUGGGAGCGAUAGCGACGCCUCUGAAGACGAGGCCCAGGAGCAGCAACGGCACCGUCUCGCGGCCAUCAACGCGCGUUUCCGGCCACCAGCCCCUAACGGCGCCGGCGCCGGCAACAGGAGCUGUGGGACCAGGGCGGACGGCCGGGCCGGGGGGGAGAACGGCUCGGACAAGGGUUCCCGCGUAGGCGAGUUUGUCAACCGCCUUGGGGACGCACCUGCAGGCACCGACGACGCGCGCCACCGCGCGGACGCACCCGGCCCUGCGUCCGCGCACGACUCUGGCAUGGAGGACCUGGACCGUGCCGAGAAGGAAGACCGGAGCAUCCGGGGCAGCGUCUACUGAAGACGGCGAGGACGAAUGCGACGCGGCGGCGGCGGCGGCGGGGCACCCACCUUAUGGGCGUUUUGAAAAGCGCAUCAAGUGAUGGAAUGACUGGCUGGGCUGGGCUGGGCUGGCUGGCCCUCCUUUGCUGCACCGACCAAACGAUUCGAGAACCAUGUUGGACGGACCUUUUGGCAGCGGCGUAUAUGCUCGUGAACAACAAAACGAGCAUAGCGCACAGUACAUGACAGUACAGCAUAGUACGGGAACGGAGAAACGGGACGGGAAUAUGAUGACGGGCACAGCCCGGUAUAGCAGCGGCGUUGGGUCGAACAGAUUACGUAGACGCACGUAACCGAUGUCCUUCGGACCAUGGAUCAAAUAAAACAAAAUGGUACAAAGUGAGCGUG
Purpureocillium takamizusanense is the source of this 2262-nucleotide messenger RNA. RefSeq lists its product as uncharacterized. The record is from RefSeq and is a predicted model, not a curated record. Gene Ontology annotation, molecular function: phosphatase activity. The coding region runs from base 311 to 1873 and encodes 520 amino acids. The transcript has 3 exons. Lineage: Eukaryota; Fungi; Ascomycota; Sordariomycetes; Hypocreales; Ophiocordycipitaceae.